Molecule: messenger RNA, 1597 nt
Organism: Indicator indicator
Lineage: Eukaryota; Metazoa; Chordata; Aves; Piciformes; Indicatoridae
Gene: SERPIND1
Product: serpin family D member 1
Exons: 4
Coding region: 1-1467 (488 amino acids)
Biological process (GO): blood coagulation; negative regulation of endopeptidase activity
Molecular function (GO): serine-type endopeptidase inhibitor activity
Source: RefSeq, a predicted model, not a curated record
AUGAAGCUCCUAUUUCAUUUGCUUGCCUUUGCUCUCAUCAUCACCUCCACGUUUUGUGGAGUCAAGGACUUCACUGAGCAUUUUCAAAGUCUUAAAAAUGCACAGCCAGGUGAAAAUGGGACCUAUGAUAUGCCAGACUUACCACCAGAGUUCCACAGGGAAAACACCAUCACUAAUGACUUGAUUCCUGAAGAGGAGGAGGAAGAGGAUUAUCUAGACCUUGACAAGAUACUGGGGGAAGAUGACUAUGGUGACAUCAUCGAUGCUGGCCCAUACAUGGUUUCUGAAAUUCAGCAAGGAAACAUUCUUGAACUGUUCCAAGGCAAAACCAGAAUCCAGCGCCUCAAUAUCCUCAACGCCAACUUCGGCUUCAACCUCUACCGCAGCAUGGCAGACAAAGCCAACUCUUCGGAUAACAUUCUCAUGGCUCCUGUGGGCAUUUCCACUGCAAUGGCAAUGAUGUCCCUGGGUCUGAAGGGUCAAACCCAGCAGGAAGUGUUAUCUGUUCUUGGCUUUCAGGACUUCAUUAAUGCCAGCAGCAAGUAUGAGCUGAUGACCGUUCACAACCUCUUCCGCAAACUCACUCACCGCCUCUUCAGGCGCAAUUUUGGCUACACCCUGAGGUCUGUCAAUGAUCUUUACAUUCAGAAGGACUUUUCUAUUCUGAAUGAUUUCAGAAGCAACAUGAAAACAUUCUACUUUGCUGAUGCCCAACCAGCUGAUUUUUCAGAUCCCAACUUCAUCACCAAAACCAACGAACGCAUCUUGAAGCUGACCAAGGGAUUAAUAAAGGAAGCUCUGGUGAACGUGAGCCCUACGACGCUGAUGAUGAUUCUCAACUGUCUUUACUUUAAAGGAACUUGGGAGAAUAAGUUUCCAGUGGAAAUGACAACCAAGAGAAGCUUCCGACUCAACGAGAAGCAAACCAUAAAGGUUCCAAUGAUGCAGACUAAAGGAACCUUUCUAGCUGCUGCAGAUCCCGAGCUAGACUGCGGCGUCAUCCAGCUGCCCUUCGUGGGGAACAUCAGCAUGCUGAUUGUGCUCCCACACAAACUCUCUGGCAUGAAAGCCCUAGAAAAGCAGAUAACACCUCAAGUGGUGGAAAAAUGGCAGAAGAGCAUGACAAACAGAACAAGAGAAGUGGUUCUGCCUAAAUUUAAGCUGGAAAAAAGUUAUAACUUGAUUGGUUAUCUGAAAUCCAUGGGAAUAGAAGAACUGUUCAAUGAAAAUGGCGACUACUCGGGGAUAUCAGCUGAGAAAGUCACCAUCGACAGGUUCAAUCACCAAGGCACAAUAACUGUGAAUGAGGAAGGCACAGAGGCUGCAGCAGUAACCACCGUGGGGUUCAUGCCUCUCUCCACUCAGAUUCGUUUUAUUGUCGACCGCCCCUUUUUGUUCCUCAUCUACGAGCACCGGACCAGCUGUCUUCUCUUCAUGGGCAGAGUUGUCAACCCAGCCAAGCCUUAAGGGCAGAGAAAACCUCCAACAGCCUGUUAAACACAUUAAUAUCCCAGUAUCUUAAAGAAAAUAUUGUCGACAUAUUAUCCAACACACAAGCCACUGGAAGCAAAAGAAAAUAGAUUCUCCGCAGGUGGAC